GUCCGUAAUAAUCUGUCAGUCUGUGCUCAGCUCCCAUCUGCACUACGGAUCCGUAUUAGCGCCAGACUAGCUCGAGGUGGCUAGCCUCUGUGCCAGCCUGUUUGGAGCAUUUCUGGCCCCACAUUGCAUAUCCAGUCCCCAUACUCACCUUGGCAUGUACAUACACACACCAACUUCUUGCCCCGCAGGACUGUCAACUGUCAACCGUCGAUGAGCGACGAGAAUCACAAGCGGCUAUCCGCACAUGAUUCUUCAACCGAUCCUCCGUACACUGGAUUAUCUUUCACGUACCCGGUCUAUUGUUUCGUUCCUCCCUCCUCGGACCUCAUUCUUGACUCUUCUGAUGCGCCCGGUAUUGGAUUGGGCGCCAGACCCAGACCCAGACUUAGGACUUAGACGCACACGCAGACUUUCCAGCGCGACAUGGCGUCGAGCCUCGCGUUCCCGUCAGCUAAGCUUGGUAUCCUCGGCUUGCCUGUAGAGAUCAUCAAGGAGAUCUGCAGCCACUGCUCACAGUCCGACCUCAUAUGCCUCGCGUUGGUGUCGCGGCAGUUUCAUGAGCUAGCCGCGUCCCAGCUCUACCGUAACUUCCACAUCGUAUUCCCCGACGAGGAUGACCCGACCUUCGACUCCCCAAUUGAUGGGCUCGCCAGUGGCCUGGAUACCUUUGUCACGAGCGAUUACGAUUACGCAAAACAUCUCCACGACCUCUCUCUCGAUACGCUGAGCGCUGGCGCAAGGGCGGAACAGGCUUAUAAACCCUACUUGUACAAAGUCAGUUGUGGCAAGUUCAUGAACACACUGCUGCUCCUUGUCUUGCGGAGGGCCACAUCCCUCGAGACCUUCAAAUGGAAUAUCCGUGUCGAGCUCAGCCGCCCUGUCUACAAGGCCCUACACAACAUCACUUCCCUCAAGCAUCUUCACCUGCGCAUGCAGAGUGGCUACUCACUCUACGAAACACCGCCGCCCCUGCCGUGGAGCGGUAUCACCGCCACCUCACCCUCGGGUUCUGCUUCGCCUGCCGUGCCGCUUACAAGUAACACAGCAUGGACAAAUCCCAGCGCCCCGAGUCCGUUGUACAGCACUGGGUCCAAUGCGCCUUUCUUUGGCCCCGUCCCAUCCACAACCGGCCCCUGGGGUCUCAAUAUCCCUACGCAGUAUACUACUUAUGCGCCUCCCCCCAUCAUAUCGUUGCCACCCAAUGGAAGUCAUGCGGCCAUGCCAACACCUCCCAAACCCCCAUUCAGAGCGAAGCCCAUCAAAAAGUCCGCCACCACCAAGGAACCACUCACUAUCGCCGGCUUCAACAAGUUGCACACCCUGAGCGUACUGGAUAUCGACAGUCUCGACAUCAUCGCAGAAAUACAGGCUUGUAUCCAAAACUCAUCUUCCCAACUACGGAAGCUGAAGCUCUCCUUCUCAGACGGUCUUGCUUCUCAAGCGAGGAAGCCAAAGGUCGAAGUCGAUCCUAAUGAGUCCGACGAUGACGACGAGUUUCAGAUUGUGCCCAUGACUACCAGUUACGAUGACGGUACUGGCCCCGCUAGAGCUUUCCGAGCUCAACAGGAGCGUAAGGCACAAGAGUUGGUGCUGGGCCGUGUUUUCGCCGUGGAUACUUUCACUUCAAGGACAACGCAAUUGGUCCAGAGGCUCAAAACCAGAGCUACUGAGAAGGCUCAGCAGAGAAGUCUGCAGCAGAACCCUGUGGCGGACCGCCAGAACAUGUUCCUUUCCACCAUACAAUUAGUCUCGAAGCGGUUGUGUGACAAUACUGUACAGGUCGCCUCGGAGCAGAAGGAGAUUUUGGACUUGAUAACUGCAGCAUCCAAGUUAUAUGUUGAAGACGUCGACAAGGACGUUGCCAGAACGUCUCAGGGAAUUUACAUUCCGCCGUCUUGGCUACCGGAAGCGGGGGAAAGCUCCUCAUCUACUACACUGCUAGGCAAUGACGCUGAAGCGGCGACGGCCUCCGCUCCGCCUAAUGCGAAGCCCCGUUCAAGUUUGCAAGAAGACAAUGACGACACCGAACCGGAAGAUAUCGAUGUUGCCAAACCAGAGGAGCAGCUUAACGAGGAUGUCCUGGACACAUCCAAUGAUGAUCUGACACCAAAGAAUGAACCGUCCCUUCCAAGCACAGCAUUCCCUACACCGAGUGCCACAAACUCGACUCGAGGAACUCCCUCCCAAGCUAGCUCUGCCACGCCAAGCAUAGUUGCUGCUGCUAAGGAAACGGUCGAUCGCCCCAGCAAUACGGACAAUAUGUUUGGCGUUGUGACAGAACCCAGUGCCCAAUCGCACACAGACGACUCGCAACCGCACAGUUACCAAGACGUCCAACAUGAAAUUAAUGUGAUUGAGGCAGAACUCGAGGAGCUUGGAGAAGUUCCUUUAUCUGCCUGUGAUACCGACGAGGAGAUACAGCGCCAGGUCAGCGAGUAUGUACGAGCAACAAGGGGGAUAGCGCUGAAAUCAUUGAGUAUUCACCUCAUUCCCGUCAAGGCAUCAGUGCUUGGGCGCGCUAUAGACCUUCGAACAUUGACCAGAAUUACCCUGCUCAAUGUUGGUAACCAAGCUCCAAUUUGGGCUUUAAUGACCAGGGAGAACAAGGCAGGAUAUCUUCCACUGCGCAAGAUCUUUACCGACAAUGUUUCUUCUCAUUUCUUGAACUUGGUGUCACAAUUGGAGACGGUUGAAGAACUGUUUCUGCUUGAACGUAGUCUCAAGUACAAACCUGAGAGCUUUGCUCCAAGGACUGAGAUUACGUUGGAUCAGAUCCGCCGAGCAAUACUGAAGAAACACAUGCGAACCAUUAAACGUUUAAUGAUCAAAAACCAGAAAGAAGGAGACAAUUCUUGGGAUAUGGACGAGAAAACCAUACAGCUAAUUUGCAAGCGUGGUAAAGGUCUUGAAGAAUUGGCUAUCAACACGGGCAUAUCUGCAAUUCAUGCCUUCCUGCAACAUUUGACUGGUCUUUCGAACUUGAGGGCUCUGCAUAUCUUGUUUUUCCGGGUCGAGGAUACAUGUCUUUCCGUCAUGCGCGAGACUAGACGUUUCAUUGUCGACACUAUUUCGCAUCAUCCCGAGAUGUUGCUCGAGUGGAUCGCCAUGGGCGACGAUAACCGCGCGGAUCGCCUCGUUCGCAGAACCGACAAGCCUCGGCGGCCUAUGAAAAAGAACAAAAGUAAAGAAAAAGAGUUGGUCCAAGGGUUGAUGAAUACAGCGGAUCCUGCGUUGCCUAUCUUACCGACCGAUGCCUGGGAUGACAGCUCGAGCGAGAGUGAGUUCGAUGACGAUGGGGGCCAACCAUACCUGAAGCUUGAUCUCAUUGAGAAUAUUUGCUUCUACGACAUCUGGGGCGUUCGUAUCUUCAAGAAGGAGGUGGUCGCCGCCAGGCUAUGACACUAAUGUUCUUAUAUGAUAUACGAAAUCGAAUAAUGACCGCGGC
Truncatella angustata is the source of this 3445-nucleotide messenger RNA. RefSeq lists its product as uncharacterized. The coding region runs from base 424 to 3399 and encodes 991 amino acids. Gene Ontology annotation, molecular function: protein binding. The transcript has 3 exons. The record is from RefSeq and is a predicted model, not a curated record. NCBI's taxonomy places the organism in Eukaryota, Fungi, Ascomycota, Sordariomycetes, Amphisphaeriales, Sporocadaceae.